UUCAUGAUCUGAGAGCACGCUGGAGGGAUCACGACUCACUGUGUUACAUUGUCUUCUGUCAUCUGAGAUACCGAUGACUACAGAAAACACACAGAUAGCUUAUUCAUAACCGGUGAUGGACUGGGACACGGGAUCAAAUAUACGGAAUAGCACGUGAAUUCCUGCGUGGAUUUGCACAAAUGAAGCCUGCGUGAAGAGUGUGGAUCUUACCACAGCAUCUCUGGAUUUUAUUCUGCAGUUUAUUCGGAGGAUAGUCCUCUUAAACGGAUUUCUUAAUUUUAUUGUAAUUUUUUUAUUUCAUUAUUUUGGAGACGUUGCAAUCAUUUGGUAAUGAAUGAGGAUGAUGUAGGACAAGUGUUUUACAGUAAACUCAAUACAGGUCUUCCAGCACUGUCCUGAGAUGUUUGUCGUGUUUUGGUCAGAUGUGAUAGUCCAGCUCUUGUAAGGUUUGAACAGCUCGAGCUCGAACCCACUGCGUCGCUCAUGUGGGGGUUUGACGCGCAGCGCGCAACAGGAGCGUCAGUGGGAGACGCGUCGCUAUUAUCAGUGUCAUGAUAUCGAUCAUUGAUCAUGGCCAGAAACAGCUCUCUGUACUUUCGCAUCGUGGAAGGAAGAAAUCUGCCCGCUAAAGAUGUUUCUGGGACCAGUGAUCCGUACUGUCUCAUCAAAGUUGACAAUGAAGUUAUGGCCAGGACAGCGACCAUCUGGAAGAACCUGAAUCCGUUCUGGGGGGAAGAAUAUUCCUUUCAUCUGCCCUCCGGCUUCCACUCGCUCACCUUCUAUGUGAUGGACGAGGACACCAUUGGUCAUGAUGAUGUGAUCGGGAAAAUCUCUCUGAGUAAAGAAGUGAUCGCCGCUCAAGCUAAAGGUUUAGAUAACUGGUUGAAUCUGACUCGUGUUGAUCCGGAUGAAGAGAUCCAGGGCGAGAUUCAUCUGUCUCUGGAGCUGCACAGACAUGUUGACAGAACCCGUGUGAAGUGUCACGUCAUCGAGGCUCGAGAUUUGGCUCCACGUGAUAUUUCCGGGACAUCUGAUCCAUUCACAAGAAUCAUCUACAGCAAUCUCAGCGUUGAGACAUCGAUCAUCAAGAAAACACGCUUCCCGCACUGGGAUGAACAUCUGGAGUUGUGUUUGAAUGAAGGUGGAGAUGAUGCCGAUGGAAACAUCACGGUGGAGGUCUGGGACUGGGAUAUGGUGGGCAAGAAUGAUUUCCUGGGGAAGGUGGAGAUUCCUCUCUCGUGUUUGUCCAGAAGUCCUGUACUGAAGCGAUGGUUUCGCCUGCAGCCGCUGGGAAACACGGAGGAUGACGCUGGGGGGAAGCUGGGUGCGUUACGUCUGAAGGUGCGUUUGGUGGAGGAGAGAAUUCUUCCCUCGGUGUAUUAUCAGACUCUGAUGCAUCUGCUGGUGGAGACCGUCAUUUCUCCAGCUGAGGUGGAUGAGCCCACGCCUCUGACUUUACUGGAGGAGAUCACAACAGGAGAGAGCCGUCAGGACAUCGCCAUGACCCUGGUGAAGAUUUACCUCGGCCAAGGUCUCAUCGUGCCAUUCCUGGAUUAUCUCAACACCCGAGAAGUCCACAACACCACAGAUCCAAACACACUGUUCCGCUCAAACUCACUGGCCUCUAAAGCAAUGGAGCAGUUCAUGAAGGCUGUGGGGAUGCUGUACUUACAUGAAGUUCUGAAGCCCAUCAUCAAUCGCAUCUUUGAGGAGAAGAAAUACAUCGAACUCGAUCCGUGUAAGAUAGACCUCAGCCGCUCCAGACGGAUCUCUUUCAAAGGUUCAGUGACUGAUGCUGAGAUCCGGCAGAGCAGUGUGGGUCUGUUACAGACGUAUCUGAGCAUCAUCAUGGAAGCCGUCAUCACUUCUGUCGCUCAGUGUCCUCCUGUCAUGAGGCUUGUGUUCAAACAGCUUCAUAAACGAGUGGAGGAACAGUUUCCAGAACCAGAGAAUGAGGAUGUGAAGUAUUUGGCCAUCAGUGGGUUUUUCUUCUUGCGUCUGUUCGCUCCUGCCAUCCUGACACCCAAACUCUUCCAGCUGAGAGAACAUCACGCAGACACACGCACCGGCAGAACACUGCUGCUGCUCGCCAAGGCUCUUCAGAGUGUGGGUAAUUUAGGUCUUCAGUUGGGUCAUGGGAAGGAACAGUGGAUGACUCCUCUGCACUCCAUCAUUCUGUGCAGCGUCUCCUCUGUUAAAGAUUUCCUCGACAAACUUAUAGACAUCGAGUACGACAGCGUUAAAAGCCUCCUCAGCGUGGCUGUGUUCUUACCUUCAGUCACAGUGAAAGAAGGAUUAUGCAGAAAUACACGGAGAGGUCCACAGCUCAUCAAACGCUUGGCCUUUAGAAACGAUAUUCUGGCUGAGCUCAGGACGCUGUCCUACGCCAAGAGCUCUGACUGGCAGGUGCGCACUUCAAUACCCGUCCAGUGUGUGUGUGCUGUGGAGCGAGUGGAUGAAAACGCUUUUCAGCUCCAGAACGUCAUGCAGGUCGUAACACAAGAUACAGAAGGACGACUACAAACCACAUAUCUGCAAUGCAAGAAUGUGAAUGAUCUGAAUCAGUGGCUGUCAGCGAUCAGGAAGGUCAGUGUUUAUAAUGACAACAUGCUUCCAUCAUUUCACCCUGGAGCUUACCGCAGUAACAAAUGGACCUGCUGCUUACAGCCAGACGGCACAGCCGCGGGCUGCAGUCGGACUCAUUCUGCUGUGACUCUGGCUGACUGGAGCGACCCGCUGGAUCCUGAUGCUGAAACACAGAUCAUAUAUAAAGAACUUCUGCAGGGCCGAGACACGCUCAGGAAGAAAUACCUGGACACACAGGAAAUGGAAACAGCAGAACAGGAAGUGACUUCAUCAAAGACCAAUCGCCCGUCAUCAGUGUCUGUACAGGACCGUCGUGAACGUGCACGAGCCGUCGCCGCUCGUCUGCUGGAUGUUGUUUUGGAUUUAGAAGAAGCUCAUUCAUCCUUCAAGAGCCGAGAAACAGACGAGAGCGGUUCACUCAUUAUGAGCUCAUAGAGAAUGAAACUCCUCCUCCGACACACACACGAUUAUUACCGUACGCGCAACUAUAACAUAGAACUUAUGCAAUGCACUCAUGACACACGUCUUUAAUGAACACCGCUUCUGAAUGUCUGUGGAAUAAUGUGUAUGUUUUUACUCUGGAUGGUCUCUGGGGUGAUUUUUUAAAACUGAUGCUGCACUGUAGCUUUAUAAACCUGCCGUGUACAUGUGUGUGUGUGUGUGUUUAUCUUGCAGUAUGCAUGCCAUGGCAUUUGCUAAACAGCGUGACCCUGUGAAAAAAACCCACACAGAAUUUUUGUUUUUAGCUAUUCAAAGGGAUACUUCGCCCAAAAAUGACAAAUUUUGUCAUGAUUUACUCGCCCUCAAGUUGUUCCAAACCUGUAUAGAUGUUAUUGUUAUGUUUAACACAAAAUGAGAUAUUUUGAAGAACGUAGAGAAGCAAACAGUUCUGGGGCACUACCAUUUAAAUUUUUCGUAUACGAAAAAAAACAAUCAAUAUGCACAUUUGUCCUAUGGUGUGAUGGCAAAACUUCAGAAAAAAAACGAUGUAAUGAAGAUACUAUUUAAUUUUUUAUAUCCUUUAUAUUAUAAACAUUAAUAAUAUUAAUUAAUUAAUGUCACACCAUAGGUCACAUGUCCGUUUUAUUUGUAGGCUAUAUGAUAAAAAGUCCCUUACAGAAAACACAUGUGAUCACAUGUGAAAUGUGUGUUUUUGGAACAUUUUGGUGUGAAUUCCCACGUGAAACCCAUGGGAUAACAUGUAAAAACCCAUGGGAUAACAUAUGAAACCCAUGGGAUAACAUGUAAAACCCAUGGGAUAACAUAUGCGACAUGUCUCCACAUGUGAUCACAUGUUCUUCACGUCACCACAUGUUGCACAUGUCAUCCCAU
Triplophysa rosa is the source of this 3918-nucleotide messenger RNA. RefSeq names its product rasGAP-activating-like protein 1. Lineage: Eukaryota; Metazoa; Chordata; Actinopteri; Cypriniformes; Nemacheilidae. The transcript is spliced from 22 exons. Gene Ontology annotation, molecular function: GTPase activator activity. The coding region runs from base 571 to 3021 and encodes 816 amino acids. Gene Ontology annotation, biological process: intracellular signal transduction; negative regulation of Ras protein signal transduction; regulation of GTPase activity. The record is from RefSeq and is a predicted model, not a curated record.